GCAGAAGGACAUUUUCAUCUCUGAUUGAAGUCUGUUUAAUUCAUUUGUUUGAAUGGCUCGUUUGUUGAGUCAGCUCUGAGUCAUUUGACUUUUUGGAUGAUUCUUCAUUUCCAUCCAAAUCAGACUAUGUAGUUAAUCAUUUCACCCAGGCCCUCAUACGCCUACAGCCUAAUCACAGAGAGUUGUGAGAAUCAAACUCUGAAAUGUUGAAUCCUUUAUAAGGGAAGAUGUGGUAGUACCUGUUAAUACCAUGGGGUGGCGCCGUUACCGUUCUCUGGUGUGGGAUAAACUCAGGAACGAGUUAAGAUUGAUCUAAAUGCAGCUUCUCUGUUUCGGGAAAUCUUAGGUGGCUGGAAACAUAAUUUGUAGUUUAUUUGUUGGGUCUAAACUAAAGAUUAUUCCAUAAGCUUUACAGUUGGUGGAUCACUUCACUGGCUCUGAGAAGAGAGACCUUAUACUGUUAAAAUAUUAAACUGCAUGACUUUGGAAACAGUUGCAUCAUUCUAUAUGGUAAAUUGUCUUGAAUACAAGCUUUUGUACAAGUACACAGCCUUGUUGGGAAUUUAACAGGAAUUUCAUCAGUACACGCAUCUAGUUAACUUCAUUCUAUAAGCAUAUUUUGUGGUUUGUUUUCACAAUGCCAAAGCUCAAUGGGAAUUUUGUGUUUUGUUUGGGUUGUUUUGAAUCAUACCUGGGUUUUAGUGUUCUGUGAGGUUCCUAUAUAUCAAGUUCCAAGUCCAGGCUGUUAUACAGGCUAUUGUAAUGAACCUGAUCAGACCACCACCCUAUCACACCUACAGUCAACAUCCUGUUGACACAAAUAGCCAGAACAACACAUUUCCAACAGGGUUUGGGGUCUGCAGCUGGAUGAUCCAGUGUUAACAAAGCACUAAUUACACCAUGUCGUGUCUCCACUUCACACAAUAUGGGGUCGAUACUGUACGUCCAUCUUUAUACCAGGUGAUGGAUACCCAGGUUGGUGUUCCAUGUCGGGGUACAAUUACCACUAAGACAAACAUGUCUCAAAGGGAAGCCAGACAGGCAAACACUUGAUUUGAAUUCCUCCACAGAGGAGACAUGCUCUGACUCUAGUCUAUUCAAAAGAUUAAGAAGACAAAAUGCAAGAUUUUCUCUGCACUGAGAACUGCUGCCUAAUUUAACGUCACUGCAGCUUAACCCCAUGAUGAGAUGUGAAUAGCUAUGGUCAUUGAAUUCACAUGAGAUUAUAAGGUCAAUACCAUCAGCAAAAAAAAUUAAACGAUCUUCAAUUUAAGUUUUUCAGUCACCGUGAGGUCUGAGGGGGGGAAAAGUCUGAACUCCUAAGAUAAGGGUUGAAAGGUCAGUGAAAAUGGUGUGCCUGGGUUCUGUCUCUCCCCUGGCACAGCCAGAAGAGCACUGGCCACCCCUCAGAGCCUGGUUCCUCUCUAGGUUUCUUCCUAGGUUCCUGCCUUUUUAUAGGGAGUUUUUCCUAGCCACCAUGCUUCUGCAUUUGGGGUUUUAGGCUGGGUUUCUGUAUAAGCACUUUGUGACAUCUGCUGAUGUUAAAACAGCUUUAUAAAUAAAUUUGAUUUGAAAUGGUCUGUGAGGAAAGUUUAUCCACAGCCUGAACCUGAACCGCACACUGGUGGACUGGAGAUAGGAACAAAAGUCAGGCAUAUAAAAGUUCCAUGGAACAGAAGUCAAAGUCUCCAAAAGCCAAGGCAGAAGAAAAUGGGAAGAAUCAUCAGUUUGCUAUCUGAAGUUUCUGAAGACUGUCAACCUAUAGCAUCAGCUUAUACCAUGGGAAAACUGGUGAAGACUUAGAUGUUGUUUCAUCUGUCACACAGAAAGCAAAAAUAAGAGAAGCCCUUUUGCAAUAGACAAAACCACAGAGUUGGCUCUGCAAGAUACAUUUAGGUCACACUGCAUGUGCAUGGAGAGAGAUGAGCUAGAAGGCUGCUCUGCAUGAGCAACUUCCGUACCAGAGAUCAUAACUUGUUGAAUGUUUUGAAGUGGGACUGUUUUUUUUAUUAUGUCCACCACCAAGGUGACAUCAAACCAAAAAACAAACUCUCCGGGAGCACCUUCACUCAGGGCUUUCUUAGUGGUCGUCUGACUGACUGUGUAGAGUAUGAACAACCACAGUUCUGGAUCGUACCACCCUCCGGCUGAACCAUUGGUGAUGCCUGUUCUGGUGGUAAUUAUCUUCGUGACGGUUGCUGGCAACCUACUGGUCAUCCUCACCAUCGCCCGCACCCUCCACCUCCAGACCACCACCAACAUCUUUGUCAUCUCCCUGGCCUGUGUUGACCUUAUCAUGGGCUGCCUGGUGCAGCCUCUGGGGGCCUCCCUAGUGGUGACGGGGGACUGGCUCCUUAGCGGCACAGCCUGUGAGCUAUGGACAUCCAUGGAUGUCCUCUGUGUGACAGCCAGCAUUGAGACGCUGUGCACCAUCGCUGUGGAUCGCUAUAUCGCCAUCACACGGCCUCUCAGGUACCAGUCUCUGCUUGGGAAACGUCAGGCGUGGCUCAUGGUGUGUGUGGUGUGGGGUGUGGCAGCCCUCAUCUCUAUAGUCCCAAUCAUGAGCCAGUCGUGGCGUGCUCAUAACGACACCGGGAGCAUGCAGUGCUACGAGGAUCCACACUGCUGUGACUUCAUCACCAACAUGCCCUACGCCAUCGUGUCCUCUGUUGUGUCCUUCUACGUCCCCCUGCUGAUCAUGAUCUUCAUCUACAGCAGAGUCUUCCUCAUCGCCACACGGCAGGUCAGGCUUAUGAAUGAAAACAAUCUGCGUUUCCUCAAUUGGUGUGACAUCCCCCCAUCAGAGUGCCAAAUAGUCAGCCCUGGGAGUCCCAAUGGCAGGGAUGGGAGCAUCACUGGCAGGGCUGUGAGUCCCACUGGUAGUAUCACUGGCAGGGCUGGGAGCACCACUGGCAGAGCUGGGAGCAUGAACAGGACUGGGAACAAUGGCAGGGCUGGGAGCAGCUUCAUUUUCGACUCCAUACAGUGGAGAAGCCAGGGCCGCAGGCACACUCGGGUAACUGUCCUAAAGGAACACAAAGCCAUCAAGACCCUGGGGAUCAUCAUGGGGACCUUUACUCUGUGCUGGUUGCCCUUUUUUGUGUCCAACAUCAUCAAGGUGUUUGACCCAGAUAUCCCCACCAGGGAAGUUUUUAUUCUGCUCAACUGGCUGGGCUACCUGAACUCAGGCCUCAACCCCAUCAUCUACUGCCACAGCCCAGAGUUUCGCUCAGCCUUCCGGAAUCUUCUAUGUUGCCUGUGGCUCUCUAAGGUGGGGCUCAACAGAGUCUUCAAGGGGCUGUGGACUAGUGCCAUGUUGGAGGAGAGUAGAGCCAAUGCAGGGACACACAGCUGCCAGGGCCUGAGACAGGGGCAGAGGCAGGGGCAGAGGCAGGAUCAGGAGCAUGGACUGGGGCAGGAUCAGGAGCAUGGACUGGGGCAGGAGGCACUGUCUCUGCCGGUAACACCCAUUCAACACAGUCCAGACGGAAUGGAUGUCACUGACACAGCGACAGUCUGAGAGAAAGUCACACCUAUAUGGUAUAUACAGCAUGAAUGCCCUAGCUCUAUUUGGUUGAUUGCAUUGUUGGCUUCAUCAAAUUUACAUGAUACACAAGGGUUCAAAAAGGUUUUUUUCGGCUGUCCCCAUAGCAUAACUCUUUUUUGUUCCAGAGAGAACCCUUUUUUGGUUCAAUAUAGAACCCUUUUGGGUUGCAUGUAGAACCCUCUGUGGAAAAGGUCCUACAUGGAACCCAAAGGGGUUCUUCAAAGGGUUCUCCUAUGGGGAAGGCAAAAGAAGCCUUUUAGGUUCCAUAUAGGACCUUUUUUUAAGAGUGUACA
Oncorhynchus gorbuscha (pink salmon) is the source of this 3840-nucleotide messenger RNA. Its product is annotated as beta-1 adrenergic receptor-like. The record is from RefSeq and is a predicted model, not a curated record. NCBI's taxonomy places the organism in Eukaryota, Metazoa, Chordata, Actinopteri, Salmoniformes, Salmonidae. Gene Ontology annotation, biological process: adenylate cyclase-activating adrenergic receptor signaling pathway; norepinephrine-epinephrine-mediated vasodilation involved in regulation of systemic arterial blood pressure. Gene Ontology annotation, molecular function: beta3-adrenergic receptor activity; norepinephrine binding; epinephrine binding. The coding region runs from base 2111 to 3520 and encodes 469 amino acids. Gene Ontology annotation, cellular component: membrane. The transcript is spliced from 2 exons.